AUGUUUUUUUAUAAGCGAGAAGAAUGUAUGACAAGAGAGGACAAGAUUAACCAAAUUGGGUUUUAUUCCCGGUCCAUCGACAUCUACUUAGAUUAUCCGGAUAGAGAGGAUGGAAUACGACUUGUAUUACUGUACCUCAGCUAUCUGGAUCAGAUAAAGAUGGAUGUGGAUUUGCUCCGAAGCACGAAAAUCGGCAAACAGAUAAAUGAGGAAAACGACUUCGGCUACCUAGGCUGCUAUACCGACGUCCUCAAAGAAGCCGACGACAUAUGUACCGGCCGGGUAUCCUGUUCCAUCCCAGUACCGAAUCCCAAACUGGAAAAUGGGAAUAGGAGUAGGACGGAAAAAAGUUGUCCCAGAGAUUUCAAGUUGUAUCUACAAGCGUCACAUAGGCUUGGUGGCGAACUCGUCAACAAAAACGUCAAAGACACUAACAACAACAACAACAACAUCAUCAACAUCAACAACAACAACAACAUCAACAGCGUCAACAGGAACAACAACAACAUCAACAAAAUCAUCAACAACAACAUCAACAACAUCAACAGCAUCAACAACAUCAACAACAAUAACAACAACAUCAACAACAUAAACGAUAUCAACAGCAACAGCAACAACAUCAACAGCUUCAGACAACGACACUAUUUGCUGGAAUUCUACG
Helobdella robusta is the source of this 661-nucleotide messenger RNA. RefSeq lists its product as hypothetical. Lineage: Eukaryota; Metazoa; Annelida; Clitellata; Rhynchobdellida; Glossiphoniidae. The record is from RefSeq and is a predicted model, not a curated record. The transcript is spliced from 3 exons. The annotation marks the transcript as partial.